Molecule: messenger RNA, 660 nt
Organism: Bipolaris zeicola 26-R-13
Lineage: Eukaryota; Fungi; Ascomycota; Dothideomycetes; Pleosporales; Pleosporaceae
Exons: 2
Coding region: 1-660 (219 amino acids)
Biological process (GO): intracellular protein transport; endoplasmic reticulum to Golgi vesicle-mediated transport; Golgi organization
Cellular component (GO): Golgi apparatus; endoplasmic reticulum-Golgi intermediate compartment; endoplasmic reticulum
Source: RefSeq, a predicted model, not a curated record
AUGGACCGGUUAGCACGCCUCGUCAGCUACCUGCUGCUCACCCUUCUCCCUCUCACAGCGGCCCUCAAAUUCGACCUUCAUCCAGUGGCUGAACGCGAAUCUGCCCGAUACGAGCGAUGCAUUAGGAAUUUUGUUGCAAAGGAGCAGUUGGUGGUUGUCACGGCGAUACUGGAUGGGUACAGGGGAGAUGGCCAGAGGGUUGAUAUGCAUAUCCGCGACGCAAUGGGCAACGACUACCACCGCCCCAAGGACGUAGUAGGCGAGAACCGCUACGCAUUCACCUCGCACGCCGACUCGGUCUUCGACGUCUGCUUCGCCAACAUCUUCACAUCUGCCUCGUCGUCCAAGUCGAUCAAGCCCCGCCAUGUCGAACUCGACAUUGACAUUGGUGCCGACGCAAAGGACUGGAACGCCAUCUCCGCCAGCGAGAAGCUCAAGCCCGUCGAAGCCGAACUGCGUAGGAUCGAAGAGGUCGUCGGCGAGAUUGUCCGGGAAAUGGAUUACUUGAGGUGGCGUGAGCAGAGGCUUAGGGAUACGAAUGAGAGUACCAAUGAGAGAGUCAAGUGGUUUGCUGUUGGCACCAUGGGCAUGCUGGUCGGACUGGGUGCGUGGCAGAUUAUUUACCUCAGGGCUUAUUUCAGGAGCAAGCAUCUUAUCUAG